UCUUGGUGGCCCUCCUCUGGACCUGCUCCAAGGGCUCCACAUCCUUCCUGUACUGGGAGUCCCAGGCCUGGACACAAUACUCUAGAUGGGCUUUGCAAGAGCAGGACAAUCGCCUCCCUCUGCCUGUUGGCCACCCCUUUUUUUAAUGCAGCCCAGAACAUAGUAUUUAAUUGGUUAUUUUCUAGCAAAUGCCAAUAGUCUGUCUGAAUUAAUUCCAAGCAGUCCUCUAGUAGAAUAGCAUAAAUCUGUAGGCUGUUGGCCUACCAUAUAAAAUGAAAUCGGACAAUAUAGCCAAACUGUAGCACAUCUGAAAACAUAAUUGUUAUUAAUCUCCUGUCUUGGUAAUUGCUUCAGUUAGUCAUACGACAAAUAGUCAGUCAUUCACUAUAUUCCAGCUAACCUACUGCUGCCUUCUGCUUUGGCAAUCAACCAUUUAUCUCUGCUUUGCCCAAGGAAAUGUGAUUUGUAAAUUCUUGGUGUAACUAGAUAACCCUGACCUUUGUCAUCAGUUUCUGAUACAAACAGAUACAUCCUCAAAGAAACAAAUUGAAUUUUCUUUUUCUACUUCAGCAUGAUAUUAUAAAAGCUUUGUAAUUCUUCAGUCUCUUUUAUGUAUUUAUAAUGCACAUUUGCAAAUGUUAUUUGAAGAAUAUUAUUAAUAUUGCGAAGUUAAGCAUGAAAAAUGACACAAACUGCUGCUCAGUUUAUAGUAGAGCAAUCUUCUUUGGCCAUUUUAUGUAUGAGCAUUAUGAUGCCAUCUUUAACUGCAUAUUAACACCGUUUCUUCACAAAGGGUUGCAGAUUGAACCCCUCCAGAUGCUGACUGUAAAGGAAGAAAUGAUAUUUCUAAUGAGCCAAGGCUCCAGCCCUGUGUGUUGUAGAUGCCAUACUGAUGCACAAACUAACAGUGAGAAGAUUUUCCUGUUCAGGCUGUGCAUUGUCCUGCCGUGGGGGUGCAGGGUGACUAAUCUUCAGCUGUUGCGCAUAGUCAGCAUUCCAGCUGCUUGUCUGAAAUCCAGUACUACAAGUAUCCAGGUGGCAGCAGCACAGAGCUCACAUGGGUUAAUUUUUCUUGCCAACAAUUCUCGUUAUAAGCUGGUCUGCUCCUGCUGCUGCGUACUAUACUUGGCUGCACCUGCUCAGAUCCACAUACCCAGUGCUGUGGUGACAACUGUCGUCAGUGAUUUUGUAUCUCACAGAGACUCUUUGAUCAAGAAAAGACUAUAUUUAUCGUUGGCAGCCAAUGCUUACAGUAAGCAUGUUUUAAAAUCAAAUUCUUGUUUAAUGAAGGGGAACACUGUGUUUGUCUUUUGAUAUUCUGAACCUGGGUUUAUCACUGCUUAGAGUACAUGACAGGCUUUGAAAAAUGAAACUGCUAUGGCUUUCCUUUCUGUGGUACUGAUACUGGGACUGCAAAUAUUAUGAAGUUAUCCCUGGAGGAGUUAGAGCUCUUGUAGUAAAGGCAAUACCUUUGAAUCUUUUACUUUAAAAUUCUGCAUGUAUUCUCCAUUUAUUUGGAGGAGAGUAUAUGGUUCCACUAAGCCAUGCUCAUAGUGAUAUAUCUGAAAUGAAAUAAUUUAUCCAAGCAUUUUUGAAGUCAGAAAAAUUAUAAAGAGAAAAAAGAACCUCAGAGAACCCUGCACUGGUAAACCUUUAACUGAAAGUGGCAUAUCCAGGAAGUAAGUAAAUAAGAACCAAAAGUGCAAGGAAAGGGGAAUGUUAAGAAAAUAGAAAUGUUGGUGGCUCUGUCCUCCAGUUUAGAAGAAAAUAUAUCACAGUGACUCAAGCCUGACACCAAAGAGAUUUCCCUUAAAAUUUGCAGUAAAAAAAUAGCUGAUAAUGGUGGUCUCUGGACUUCCAAAAAUCUGCUUUUUCCUUCUUUUUUUCCUUUUUUUCCUUCUGCUGAAGUUUUUACAAUAAAAUUAUACCAAUCAGAGCUGC
Messenger RNA from Centrocercus urophasianus (Greater sage-grouse), 1941 nucleotides. RefSeq lists its product as uncharacterized. The transcript is spliced from 3 exons. NCBI's taxonomy places the organism in Eukaryota, Metazoa, Chordata, Aves, Galliformes, Phasianidae. The record is from RefSeq and is a predicted model, not a curated record. Bases 622 to 1314 code for a protein of 230 amino acids.